Messenger RNA from Syngnathus typhle (broad-nosed pipefish), 1266 nucleotides. Its product is annotated as myelin and lymphocyte protein-like. The coding region runs from base 96 to 764 and encodes 222 amino acids. The record is from RefSeq and is a predicted model, not a curated record. The transcript has 3 exons. Gene Ontology annotation, molecular function: structural constituent of myelin sheath. Gene Ontology annotation, biological process: myelination. Gene Ontology annotation, cellular component: membrane. NCBI's taxonomy places the organism in Eukaryota, Metazoa, Chordata, Actinopteri, Syngnathiformes, Syngnathidae.
UAACGGGUGGCCAUCGGUCGUUCUUGCCUCUCUUCGCAGUCGACUUUUUCUCGUUGUGGCUGUUGUGUUUUUUUUCCUCCCUCAGCCCUGGGUGGAUGGCGUCCAACAGCGCCAACCCGCAGCCGGCGGUCCCGGCGACUGUAGUAACGAUGCCGGAGCUUCCCGCAGGAGCCGCUGUGUGCACAACUCUGCCGGACCUGCUCUAUCUUCCCGAACUCGUGUUUGGGGGUCUGGUGUGGAUCCUGGUGGCGUGCACGCUGGUGGUUCCCCAGAACCCGCAGGGCUGGGUGAUGUCGGUCAGCGUCUUCUGCUUUGUCACCACCUUCUUGUGGAGCCUCGUGUUCCUGUGCGGAUGUCAUUCCAACAAAAGCGGCUGGGUGGCAGCGGAUUUUGCCUAUCACCUGACGGCCGCUGUCUUCUACCUCAGCGCUUCCGUGUCCUUGGCCAAAGUUACGCUGGACAUGGAGAACGCCGGAAGAUUCCAGUACUACCAGCUGGACAUUUCGGCUGUGGUCUGUCUCUGUCUGUCGCUCGCUCGCUCACUCGCUCACACUCACGCACGCAUAGGCAAACCAAGGUCCUUUAUUAGCGGCAAUAAAAAUGGACAAAGCAACUCAAAUGGAAAAAUGUUGGGAAUGAAAAGCCGUUUGUCCAACGAAUGUGUGCUUUUGUGUGUCCGUCGCUCACAGGUGUUCUCGUACGCGGCCACGCUGCUGUACUUUGUGCACAGCAUCCUGUCGGCCAUGCGCUGGAAGACCUUCUAGAACUUUUCCAUCCGGCUGUCAAGAACGCUUGAAUUGGACCAACGAUGGUGACCUAUUUAUUUGACACUGUUCUUUCCGUCUAAGACACGGUGCAAGCGUAUUGUGACUUUGCUAUUUGGCAUUAUGAGGAUCCGCUCGCCUUAUUUUAGGAUGUGUUGAUUGAGGACAUUUUAAAAGUCGUGUGACACAAUUCGUUUGGGAGACCAUGAUAUAUAUUUGACGUUAUUGGAAAUGAUUUCUGUUUGCUAUUGUGAAUGGAGAUAGAUGACACGUUUGACAUGGCUGAAUUCUGAAAUUGAUAAGUACCGAUACGUAUUUAUCGUUGUUAAAUCUUUCAACGCUUGACAUGAUUUAGCUCAUUUAGACUUGUUCAUUUUUGACAUAUUUAUUGACAUACCUCGAUGUAAUGCUGUUUAGUGACAUGUAUGUUUGGCACCGAUUUGUUCAUACCAGAAGAGAUUUAUUUGUGAAAUAUUUAACAUAAAGGAAUGUUUUGAAUCAA